CGGGGCAGUAGGCUUUGGGUUGUCUGGGCCCAAGUCCUUCUCUGUGGUGGUGCUGUUUCUCCGCGUCGAUCUUACGCGCCGCGUGAAGCUGUAGAGCAGAUCCGUACGGGCGGCAAGACGCUCCGUGGCACCGCGAUUGGCGUACAGGCCCCGGCGCAAGCCGACUGUACCAUGGUCCAGCUCACUACCCUCCUCUGCAAGGCCUACCGUAGGGGCCACUUAACCAUCCGCCUUGCCCUGGGUGGCUGUGCCAACCGGCCUUUCUACCGCAUCGUGGCUGCUCACAACAAGUGUCCCAGGGAUGGCCGUUUUGUGGAGCAGCUGGGCUCCUAUGAUCCACUGCCCAACAGUCAUGGAGAGAAGAUUGUCGCCCUCAACCUGGAGAGGAUCCGGCAUUGGAUCGGCUGCGGUGCCCACCUCUCUAAGCCUGUGGAAAAGCUUCUGGGUCUUUCUGGCUUUUUCCCUCUGCAUCCCAUGAUGAUCACUAAUGCUGAGAGACUACGAAGGAAACGGGCACGCGAAGCCCUCUUAGCUUCUCAGAAGACAGAUACGGAGGCUACAGAGACGGAAGCGAGCUGACUUCGGUGUGCACAGCAAUGGGAGCAACAUCGCCAAGGACCUCUUAAAACACUUACGCAGAGCUCUUACUUUUGUUAGAUUCAGAGGUUAAUAAAUGGGGUUUUCU
This is a messenger RNA of Trichechus manatus latirostris (Florida manatee), 685 nucleotides long. It is a transcript of the gene MRPS16, whose product is annotated as mitochondrial ribosomal protein S16. Gene Ontology annotation, biological process: mitochondrial translation. Gene Ontology annotation, cellular component: mitochondrial small ribosomal subunit; ribosome. Gene Ontology annotation, molecular function: structural constituent of ribosome. The record is from RefSeq and is a predicted model, not a curated record. NCBI's taxonomy places the organism in Eukaryota, Metazoa, Chordata, Mammalia, Sirenia, Trichechidae. Bases 172 to 579 code for a protein of 135 amino acids. The transcript has 3 exons.